CGUCAACUUUUUUACACGAUGGCGGCGAUUCACGACCAGUUCGAUACCAUCCUCAUCCUUGAUUUUGGAUCGCAAUACAGCCAUUUGAUAACGCGACGCUGUCGAGAACACAACGUCUACGCGGAACUCUUGCCUUGCACAACUCAGAUCAAGGACGUUAAGUUCAAACCAAAAGGAAUAAUCCUUUCGGGCUCACCCUAUUCAGUGUACGAUAAAGAUUCGCCUCAUGUCGAUCCUGCUGUGUUCGACCUGGGCGUUCCGAUCCUUGGGAUAUGUUAUGGCCUACAGGAAAUGGCCUGGCAGCUGAAAGGCACUGUCGACAAGUGUGAUCACCGUGAAUACGGGUUCGCUCAUCUUAAAAUAACCAAAAUCGGCAGCAGUUCUUCUGUCGAUGCGCUUUUCGACGGUCUAGGGGACGAAAUGCAGGUAUGGAUGUCGCAUGGUGAUCAACUGUCUGCUCCCCCGCCAGGGUUCCAUGUUAUUGGGGUAACUGCAACGGCUCCCUAUGCAGCCCUUGCGCACGACUCCAAGCCGUUUUAUGGCAUACAAUUCCACCCCGAAGUUACCCAUUCACCGAGAGGGAAAGAAGUCAUCGGCAAAUUCAUCCUGGACAUCUGCGGAUGCCAACAACACUGGACAAUGGAGGAGUUCAUCGGCAAGGAGAUUGCGCGCAUACGAGAGAUUUGUGGGCCUACAGGACGUGUUGUUGGCGCCGUAAGUGGCGGGGUGGACAGCACUGUAGCUGCGAAGCUAAUGCAUGAGGCUAUCGGGGAUAGAUUUCAUGCCAUCAUGGUUGAUAACGGUGUGCUGCGUCUCAACGAGGCAAAACAAGUCUACGAGAUGCUCAACAAGGAUCUGGGUGUCAACCUUACCGUUGUUGACGCCUCCGAUCUCUUCCUCUCCCGAUUAGAUGGCGUUGAAGACCCGGAACAGAAACGCAAGAUUAUUGGCAACACGUUCAUCAAUGUCUUUGAAGCCAAGGCAGCAGAGAUCGAAGCCCAAGCAGAGGCGGAGGAAGCAGCUGGUGCUGCUGCGAAAGGCCGCGUGGAAUGGCUCUUGCAGGGCACACUAUACCCGGAUGUCAUUGAAAGCAUCAGCUUCAAAGGGCCGAGCGCGACGAUCAAAACCCACCACAAUGUCGGUGGAUUGCUGAAGGACAUGAAGCUGAAGCUUAUCGAGCCUUUACGCGAAUUAUUCAAGGACGAAGUCCGUGCCCUUGGUCGUUUACUUUCCAUUCCGGCCCCACUCGUUCAACGACACCCAUUCCCUGGCCCAGGUCUCGCUAUCCGCAUCCUGGGGCAAGUAACACGAGAGCAGGUCAAAAUCCUCCAACUGGCCGACAGCAUCUACAUUGAAGAGAUCCGCAAGGCUGGCCUCUAUGAUCAAAUCUCUCAAGCGUUUGCGGUUCUAUUACCCGUAAGGGCAGUCGGUGUUAUGGGGGACGCCAGGACAUAUGAACAAGUCAUCGCUUUGCGUGCCGUCCAAACAGAGGACUUCAUGACAGCGGACUGGUAUGUCUUCCCUCCAGAAAUCCUCAGACGGAUUUCGUCGCGCAUAACAAACGAGGUGCCUGGCAUCAACCGCGUAACGUAUGAUAUCUCGUCCAAGCCACCUGCUACUGUAGAAUGGCUAUAA
This is a messenger RNA of Mycena indigotica, 1635 nucleotides long. RefSeq lists its product as uncharacterized. Gene Ontology annotation, molecular function: ATP binding; GMP synthase (glutamine-hydrolyzing) activity; GMP synthase activity. The record is from RefSeq and is a predicted model, not a curated record. Bases 19 to 1635 code for a protein of 538 amino acids. NCBI's taxonomy places the organism in Eukaryota, Fungi, Basidiomycota, Agaricomycetes, Agaricales, Mycenaceae. Gene Ontology annotation, cellular component: cytosol. The transcript has 9 exons. Gene Ontology annotation, biological process: GMP biosynthetic process.